GAUCCUUAAUUCGGCCACAAAGACCAGUAUAGCGCGAAAUGAUCGCUAACCAAGUAGUUUGUAAAAUUAUCGUGUUGCAAUAAUACGCAUUUUUUUAAAUAAUUUACGUGAUUAAUAAUCAUCAUGGAUUUGACAGUUGAGCAAUAUAUGGAAGGUCUCUUAAGUAAGGAGGCCUACGACCAUCCAUCUGAUUCGGUGCAGCUGGAAAAGUUGGAGUUAACACUGCCCGAUUGGUACGAUGAAAGACUCUUUAAAAAGGGCCAACGAUUUUUCUGGAAGCAUUGUUUUGGCCUAUCUUACGUGAUGAUGCCGGGGCUGGUAGCUGUAUUCGCGGUACCUACGAUAUUGGAGGUGUUGGCUGGUUCAGGAAAGUCCUCGUCAAACUACACCGCUUUUAAGCGAUACGUCGCAACGUUCCUGCAUUUCCAGUCGUGGUUCACUUAUGAUCUGAAGCCGGGUAGUGUAUCAUGGAGAUCCCUUUACGCUGUUCGAUCUCAACAUCUAAGAAACGGUCGCGCGGCUCGCUUGAAGAACAAGGGAACAAUCUCUCAGCGUGACUUGGCUCUCACUCAGUUUGGUGUCAUCGGCCUCGGCAUCCUGAAGCCAGACCGUUUCGGCUUGCGACAGGAAGAUCCAGAGGAUUGGGAGGCCUUCAACCAUCUUUGGGGAGUUCUCGGCUAUAUGCUGGGUUUGGAAGAUAAGUACAACAUGUGUCGGAGGACUAUGGAUGAAACACGUCAGGUAUGUAAGCUGAUACUGGAGCGCGUAUACACGCCGUGCCUGGAGAACGUGCCGGAAUACUUUGAGCACAUGGCUCGCGUCAUGAUGGACGGCAUGUGGGCGGUGAACGGCGCCACGGAGGCCGGAAGCCUCAUGUACAUUACCAAGAACUUGGCCGAGGUACCCGGAUACGUCUACACCGAGGCCGAGAGGAUCGCGUUGCAGGCAAAGCUGAAAGAGAAGCUGUCUGGAAAACAUGAGAAUACUGGUGUGGAUGUAUCAACAUUGAUACAGAAAUGCAGUGUAGAGGGUCUCCCUGACCUUCCGCCGCGACUCCUCUACCUAAAAGACUACGACAGUUGGGACAAUAUUCCUGAAUAUAAGAAGCUAUCUUACGGGUCGAAAUAUAAAUUAGCUGUUUUAUCUCUAUUCAUGGCUUUCUAUUCGACGUACUUCGGUCGAUUGGUGCUUAAUCUGUAUUAUAAAAUGUCAAUGUUUUUAGCGGAGUAUUUUCCAUACGUUGCUUUCUUUUUGUAUGGCAUCAAGAAAUCUUAUGUUGAUAUAUUCAAAGACCCGGAAUAUGAUAAUACUAAAAAUGUACCAAAUUCGGAAUACUAUAAACCUCAACCUCCAGAGCCCUGGUACAGAGUAUUACUGUCUUUUUGGUAACCGAUGAUUAUAUGAAUAACCCAAUACAAAUAUAUGAAAU
Messenger RNA from Papilio machaon (common yellow swallowtail), 1429 nucleotides. RefSeq lists its product as uncharacterized. The record is from RefSeq and is a predicted model, not a curated record. Bases 124 to 1389 code for a protein of 421 amino acids. The transcript is spliced from 6 exons. NCBI's taxonomy places the organism in Eukaryota, Metazoa, Arthropoda, Insecta, Lepidoptera, Papilionidae.